AUGCUGGGCACAACUCUCUCACAGGUGUCCGCCACUAUUGUCCUCGCAACACAGAUAUUACUUGGAGCGGCAUCGUCUUCUCUAGGUCUUGUUGGGCAACCUCACAUCGGCACUCUCAAUGUCACAGAAACGAGUUGCCGCGGUAGCUUCUGGUGCCCCAAACUCAAUAUCGGUUACAAUCGCAUCAACAUCUACUUUCAAGACUGGAUUAACUACACGAUGUCCGACUCCGACAUCUACGGCCCCGGCGUCCAAAUCGCAUGCGAUACAGUCACCAUCGCUUUCCCUCCCCUUGGAACCUUUGCGUUUUGUGCCUCCACAGCGGGCGGAAAUGUGCCGGCGGCGGGAAUCAACGGUUCUCUGAUCAAGCAAAAGAUGGAGGAGCUGCGAACCUACGGCUGCUUUGCCUGCGGGAGUGUCGCGAUUGCAGAGAGUGGCGAUCCGGUCGAGAAAGGGGUGUUCAAGAUUGACUUCGUUGCGGGUAACAAGGUGAAGUGUGGUAGAGAGGGACAAGUUGUUUGUCCGCCUACAGUGCCGAGCGUGAAUCGUGAAGGGCUUGAACAAGGACCGAGACCGGAGCUGGGCACGUUCAAUGCUACUAUUGAUGAUGGCGCGAUCACCCUUGAGGCGCUCAAUGUUCAAGAUUCUUGA
Molecule: messenger RNA, 651 nt
Organism: Letharia columbiana
Lineage: Eukaryota; Fungi; Ascomycota; Lecanoromycetes; Lecanorales; Parmeliaceae
Exons: 1
Coding region: 1-651 (216 amino acids)
Cellular component (GO): extracellular region
Source: RefSeq, a predicted model, not a curated record